AUGGACAAACUUCCUAUUGAAAAAUCAUCAAGUUCAGAACCUGAAAAUGAUGAAUUGCAGUCAAAUCCAAACGCAUUGAAGUCUCAUGGUUUCUCUGAUGAAAAUUUUAACGAAAUGUUUAACAAAGAAGAUGGUAGUUACCAAGAUAAGGAAGAUGACAAUGGCUCAAACGAGAAUUCUAAAAUGACAAUCAUUAAUGAUACGGAUGAGGAUGAUGAGGUUAAUGACAUGCAAUUUAUUAAUAACGAAAUGGUUAACAAUGAUAUUUGUAUCAAAGAUAAUGGAAAAGUUGAAGACAAUGACUCAAACGAGAAUUCUAAAAUGACAAUCAUUAAUGAUGAUGAGAAUGAUAACAUGCAAUAUUUUAAUGACGAAAUGGUUAACGAAGAAGAUAGUAGCCAAGAUGAGGACGACAAAGAUAAAGACGAUGUCACAAACAAUAAGUCUAGCAAUAAAAUGAUAAUCUCCAACAAAGAUGAUAAUAGCCAGGACGAGGACGACGAAAAUAGUGAAGACGAUGACACAAGCGACAAACCUAUCAAUAAAAUGUUAAUCCUCAACAAAGGGUAUAGCAGCCAAGAUGAGGACGAUGACAAGAGUGAAGACGAUGAUACAAGCGAAAAAUCUAGCAAUAAAUUGACAUUCUCCAAUAAAGAUUAUAGUAGCCAAAAUGAGGACGACGAUAAGAGUGAAGAUGACGACUCAAUUGUUAAAUCUAACAAUAAAAUGACAAUCUCCAGUGAUGAUAGUAGCCAAGAUGAGGACAACAAGAGUGAAGACGAUGAUACAAGUGUUGAAUCUAGCAAGACUGAAAACGAUGAUUCAGGUGAUGAUUCUAGCAGUAAGGCUUCGACUUCUAGCGAAAACAAUUAUAUUGAUAGUAAAUCACGUUUAAGUUUUGAUGACAAUAAUUCAAUUAAAUUUUACAACAGCAACACAACCAGUAGCAGCCAAGAUAAUGUAGAUAGUGAAUCAGUUAUAAGCCUUUGUGAAGAUAAUAUUAUAAAUGAUUUUGAAUCUGAAGAAGACAACUUUUAA
This is a messenger RNA of Funneliformis caledonium, 1038 nucleotides long. Lineage: Eukaryota; Fungi; Glomeromycota; Glomeromycetes; Glomerales; Glomeraceae. The record is from the annotation of a GenBank genome assembly.